Molecule: messenger RNA, 2073 nt
Organism: Xiphias gladius (swordfish)
Lineage: Eukaryota; Metazoa; Chordata; Actinopteri; Istiophoriformes; Xiphiidae
Product: receptor-type tyrosine-protein phosphatase V-like
Exons: 11
Coding region: 525-1658 (377 amino acids)
Biological process (GO): protein dephosphorylation
Molecular function (GO): protein tyrosine phosphatase activity
Source: RefSeq, a predicted model, not a curated record
ACAAAACAUUUUACCCAAAAGUAUAGCCCUUAAAUUAUCAUAUAAGCCCCCCCCAAAAAAAAAACACGAAAUUGAGUUUAGUGCUCCUGUCUCUGUCCACUGUCUCCACCCAUCACACCUCUUCCUGCCCGGAGAGAGAGAGAGAAAGAGAAAGAGCGAGAGAGAGAGAGAGCGAGAUUAAAACCAGACAACUUUAAGAUGACUCGGAGCAGCGCAGUCAUCUCCUCCUCUCCUACUCUUUCUCUCCAGUCUGAUGCAGACUUCAACCAUUCAUCGGAGGCAGGUUUGUAAAGGUAAUCCUGAGACAGAAGUCUGAUCCCGAGGCUGUUGGGACCGUCUGUUUUUCCCUCUGCUACUUUGUGUUUGGGGUUGAGAAAACUUGUCGGAGCAGGUUUUCUUUCUUGUCCGGACUUGGUAUCUUUUUCACUGCAUCAACACUGAAAUCACCCCGGCAUCAUUCUGCACCCUGAGUCCCUGCUGAAUUUCUAUCUAAAGUAGGAGGUCCGAGGUCGGCAGGAACAGACAUGAGGGUGCAAACUUCCUCAAGAGCACAGAUUCUACGGGAGCUUCAUUUUCGAUGCCAGGCACUUGCUGCCAAUGACAACAGAGGCUUUAAACAGGAGUUUGAGGAGCUGAAUGAAGUUGGCAAAGACCUCCCCACCAGAGCAGGGGACUCAGGGGCCAACAGAGAAAAGAACAGAUACCCCUACAUUUUACCAUAUGACCACUGUCGCGUGAGGCUUUCCAUUCAAAACUCCCAUCCACACACUGACUACAUCAAUGCAAAUUUUGUGCCUGGUGGAGGAUCGGAGAGAGACUUCAUCUGCACCCAGGGUCCUAUGCACAGCACCAUGGCUGACUUCUGGAGGAUGGUGUGGGAGCAAAACGUCAGGAUAAUCGUCAUGGUGACAGCUCUGAGACACAAGGACAUAUUGCUCUGUGAUAAGUAUUGGCCCCUGGAACGAGGGACAGUUCAUCACGGACUGAUCCAGGUAACAACAGUGACCCGCAAACAAGGUCCAGAUUAUUUUAUCACCACCAUUAACCUCAGACAGAGAGACUGUCCAGCAGACAGGAUGAUCACACACUACUACUACCCUUCCUGGCCGGACCGGGGCAUCCCUAAAGACUCAUUCUCUCUCUGUGUCUUCACCAACCAUGUGCGGCAGCAUUUGGAAUCCAUCCCUCGCCUGGGGCCGGCUGUGGUGCACUGCAGUGCAGGUGUUGGGCGGUCAGGGACGUUUGUGUCAUUGUUGUGGCUGAUGCAGCUGUGUGCUAGGGGCAUCCAGCCUGAUAUCCGGGCUGCUGUGGAAGAUCUACGGCUACAUCGAAUGUGGAUGGUCCAGAAUCUGGAGCAGUACAUAUUUGUACAUUGGUGUCUGCUGCAGUGGCUCAGUGGAGGAGCAGGAGGAAGCUCGGCAUGCAGCCCACAGAUCCAGGGAGCCAGUUCGAAUAUUAACCACCACAUUCAGGAUCAACCUCACAGCUCCUCGGGAUGGGGAGACCGAACAGCGAGGAGGAGACAUCGCCGUCACAGACAGAAACCUCCACCAGACCCACCACAGAGCACAAUACAGCAGAUUUUGCACCCUGGGAACCUACUGAGGAGGUUACUGCCCUCCUCAUCCCUGUUUAAUCCAAGCUCACACACCUCCUGAACUCAAAUACUGGAAAGCUGGUAAUAGAAAGACACAAGCAAGACACUGGGUUAAAAAAAAAAAAAAAAUUGAAACAAAAUUGAAAAUGACAUCACACACUACCCGAGACGCAAGGAUAGAGACUGCAGAAAUAAUGCCGUGUGCGCUGUAUGACAGGCCCUGCAGGCAGAAAACUGGCCUGACAACACACAGAUAAAUGCUGGUAAAGAAACCACAGAGGCAGCUGUUCAGACUGCUACCACGGGCGUAAUAUUAAGGAAAUCACCUGCCAUUCAGGUCAAACCUGUUCCUCUACUGUGAAUUACUUACAGGAUUCAUGAGAACAAUGUGAGGCUGCUACCUGUGAGCACUCAUGCUGCAUAUAAGCAUGAAAGUCAAGUCAAUUAUAACUCAAACUUUUAUGUUAAACCCAUGU